GGUUUGAAGACGAAGGGAGCGGAGAGCUAGAGACGCUCGUGGAAGGACAUGAACGACAUGGCGGAUCUAAAAUAGUCACUCGAAAAAAGCAAAGAAUGUACAUGUAAUACCUAUAGCUACGCGGCGCUGUACUACGAUUUGGUGUAAAGUGGGUUUGCAACACUGUUUUAGCCGCAUUCAUCUUCCUACAUGUAACCACUGAACCGGAUGGAAAUGAACUGUUGCCACAAGUUACAGUUUUUUAUGACCUGAUGACCUGAUUGGAGCAGUUGUAAGUUGUCUCCAAGGGCAGCUCGACGUGGGGGGGGAAAAACUUCAUCUUGCCUGAAAUAAAGAAAAACCAGAUUCAUUUCUGCCCAGCCGAUGUGCCAUUCGGUGCCACAAUGAAUCCCUACUUGAGAAACCUCCUGAUAUUAACUUUGAUUGGGACAGUGAACUUUUUUGUGUUCAUGUUCAUGUCUGGACGCUCGUCGCUUCUCUUGGGAAGAACUCCCACUGCCACCAAAUCCUCUGUUAGUAAUGAUAAGGCCAUUCGCUAUAUUGACGAGUUGGUACGGCAUGGAGUUCAUGGAUACCACCCUCCAACUUUAAAAGAAUCUAUGGGAAAUGUCCACACUGAAGAAACUGGGAGAAGUUUUAUCUUUAGGAUUCCAACAAACAGCUCUAGAAUACAAGAAAAAAACAAUGUUAUACCUUCCAGGACAUCUUUUAAUUCAACAAAUGUAGUCGGUCAAGUAGACCCGGGCAGUCACAGUGUGGACCAGCCAGCCAUUGGCAUGUUUGCAUUGUACAGCCGUGAUGAUUCGGCACGCAUCAACCCCCAUGGCUAUCGACUGAUGCUGGAUGAACCCCAGGCCUGCUUUGACGCCUCAGGGACCCCCAAGGAUGUGUUCCUCCUGGUGCUCAUCUCCACAAUCCACAAGAACUUUGAGCAGCGCCACGCCAUCCGGGAGACCUGGGGGAGCCUGCGGGAGGUGGACGGCAAGCAGGUUGUCACCCUGUUCUUGCUGGCAUACAACGAGGAUGCCCGGCUCCAGAGGCAGGUUGAGGAAGAGUGCAGCGAACACCACGAUCUCCUCCAAGAGGACUUUAAAGACACCUACAAGAAUCUGACAUUGAAGACCAUCAUGGGGAUGAAGUGGGCCAGCACGCACUGUCCCCAAGCCUCCUACGUCAUGAAGACGGACGACGACAUGUACGUCAGCUACGAUAACCUGGUCAAGCACCUGAGAGAUGCCAGGACUCCUUCGGUCAACUACGCUGCUGGGUACGUGAUAAACGGUGGCCCCAUUCGGGACCCAAAGAGUAAGUGGUACAUGCCCAAGGAGAUUUACCCUGGUACCAAAUACCCACCGUUUAUGUCUGGAACUGGGUACAUGAUGUCUGGAGAUGUUGCAGGAAAGAUUUAUGAAUCGUCCCUCAACCACAAGUACCUCCAUCUGGAGGAUGUCUUCGUGGCGGUCUGCCUGGACGACUUGAAAAUCAAGCCCGUCAAGCACAAGGAUUUCCACAAUUGGCGUACCGUGUACUCAUACUGCCGCUUUCGCAACCUCAUCACCACCCACAUGGUCUCACCCUCUGAAAUGCACAGGAUUUGGAAGGACCAGCACCGCCAGCAUGCAGUGAGAUGCUAGGUUGUUGUUCUCUGCUUCUGAUUUUGGAGCAUUUCUGUCUGAUGGCUUUUCCUCGUGGAAAUGAAAUCACCUCUGCAAGGGCAUAACCAAGAGCAUCGAUUUCACUUGACAAAGGCCAUUCCCAAAUGCUUAUCGCCUACAAUAACACCUGUUAGGUAGCAAAUAAUAUGGAGCAGUUGUUGACUUGGAAUGAAACCUGUUCUUCGCUUUCAGUAGGUCAAAUUCCUGUUCCCAGCAUAUCUUCAAGUUCCAAAAUUUCCUGAAAGCGUGAUGAACGUUGCAUGUCACAAAAGAUAACAUACAUGAUUUUCCAAUAACUGAAAAUUAGAGAAUUUUCCAAUGAGUGAAGCCAACCAAUGAGUGAAGCCAACAGCUGGCUUCAGGUGUGUAAAGGCCAAGAGAAGAGGUCUCUUGCCAGGGCCGUUUUCCGAUACUAAACUUCGCCUCUGUCUCAGGCUUCGUGUAGGAAACCAAUCCCUGAUUGUGGGCCUGAAGCAUUUAACUUAGAUUAAAGCACU
Acanthaster planci (crown-of-thorns starfish) is the source of this 2152-nucleotide messenger RNA. It is a transcript of the gene b3galt1, whose product is annotated as beta-1,3-galactosyltransferase 1. The record is from RefSeq and is a predicted model, not a curated record. NCBI's taxonomy places the organism in Eukaryota, Metazoa, Echinodermata, Asteroidea, Valvatida, Acanthasteridae. Gene Ontology annotation, cellular component: Golgi membrane. Gene Ontology annotation, molecular function: hexosyltransferase activity. Gene Ontology annotation, biological process: protein O-linked glycosylation.